Messenger RNA from Acanthopagrus latus (yellowfin seabream), 1664 nucleotides. RefSeq names its product retinol dehydrogenase 8a (gene rdh8a). The coding region runs from base 265 to 1218 and encodes 317 amino acids. The transcript has 6 exons. Gene Ontology annotation, biological process: estrogen biosynthetic process. Gene Ontology annotation, molecular function: estradiol 17-beta-dehydrogenase [NAD(P)+] activity. Lineage: Eukaryota; Metazoa; Chordata; Actinopteri; Spariformes; Sparidae. The record is from RefSeq and is a predicted model, not a curated record. Gene Ontology annotation, cellular component: cytoplasm.
CGCGCACGCACGGACACACACACAUUUAGAGGAAUUAAGUGUAUUUUCAGGGCAGGCGGCACCUAUCAAGAGGAAAAUCGUGUCAGUGAGGGCUGUCUGCGAUACCGAUUGAACAUGUGACUGAAUUAGACGCUCACAUGGCUGCGGCGGCUGCAUGAUCCGCUUUAGUUCUUUAAAGUCCGGUGAUCGGUAACUCAGCUCCCUCGGCAGCGACCAUCCGGAGCAGAGGACCGCUGAAAAACACAGCGCCUACCCGGACAGAUCAUGGCGAACAGCGGGCAGAAAGUUGUGCUGAUCACCGGCUGCUCCUCCGGCAUCGGGUUACGAAUCGCCGUCACGCUGGCCAGAGAUGAAAAGAAGCGUUACCAUGUCAUCGCCACCAUGCGGGAUCUGAAGAAAAAGGACAAGCUCAUAGAGGCCGCAGGGGAUACGUACGGCAAGACCCUGAUGUUGCUCCCGCUAGAUGUGUGCAGUGACGAGUCCAUCAAGCAGUGCAUCAACAAUGUUAAGGACCGCCAUAUUGACAUCCUGAUCAACAACGCCGGCGUGGGCCUGUUGGGACCUGUGGAGAGCAUCAGCAUCGAGGAGAUGAAGAAAGUGUUCGAGACCAACUUCUUCGGUGUCGUUCGCAUGAUCAAAGAAGUGAUGCCGGACAUGAAGAAGAGGCGUUCAGGACACAUCGUGGUCAUGAGCAGUGUCAUGGGUCUUCAGGGAGUGGUGUUCAAUGAUGUUUACACUGCCUCUAAGUUUGCCAUGGAGGGUUUCUGUGAGAGUAUGGCCGUGCAGCUGAUGAAGUUCAAUAUCCGCUUGUCCAUGAUUGAGCCCGGCCCCGUGCACACCGAGUUUGAGACGAAGAUGAUGGAAGAUGUGGCCAAGAUGGAGUAUCCAGGAGUAGAUGCUGACACAGUUCGAUAUUUCAAAGACGUUUACCUGCCAUCGUCCAUAGAUAUAUUCGAUGCCAUGGGCCAGACGCCAGAGGACAUAGCCAAAUGCAUUAAGAAGGUUAUUGAGUCGAGCAGCCCUCGCUUCAGGAAUCUGACCAACAACCUCUACACACCCAUCGUGGCCUUAAAGUACGCAGAUGAGACUGGUGGCCUGUCCGUAAACACUUUCUACAACCUCCUCUUCAAUUUCGGCCCUCUCAUGCACAUCACCAUGAGCAUCCUCAAGUGCCUGACGUGCAGCUGCCUGCGUCGACGCACCAUCUCACCUAACUGAGGAGGGUGUGUGAUCCUGCCCUGUUGACCCCGCCCAUUCCCUACUGCCUUUUCCUGAGGUUUGGGGCAAAGCAGGUAGAGUAGAGCCAGUAACCCUGCGAGGAGAGAGGAGCCGCCUUUUCGUUCAAAGACACUACCAUGAUAAGCUUUGCCAGACAACAUGCACAGUUGCACAGGUUUGUCACAGAGAUGUCUGCAGGAUGACCUCAUGUACUCACACAUACACACAGAGAAAGCGUAGACAGAAAUACAAGCAUCACACACAUUGGAUGGUCCUAUAUACAUCAGGCCACGCCUUGGUCAUUGCUUUAUGGGAGGAACUGAAGUGGUCAGAUGCGUGUAUCAUUUCAAAGAGAAAACACAGACAGGACAUAAGAUACAAACCCCACGGUCAGAUUAAAAAAAAAAAAAAAAAAAGCACAAAAAUGAACUCAAUUACAGAGAAAA